GAUUUCGGAGUUCACAGAUAAAUUCCAAUGAUUUAGAAGUUGAGACAGUACAGUCACAGGACAGAUACAAACUAGAAACAAAAAGUAAACCCAACCUGACUUACCCGACGGUUUGAUAGAUUAUUUUUAGUGAGCCCUAAAACUGGACUCACAAGGCUUGCAUGUAUUGUUGUUUUACAGGGAGUUGUUAAAUGGUUCGGUGAACUGGAAUGAUAUUGUAAAGGACUGUCUAAAUAUUGUGUCAAGGUCUUUUUUCUGUAUAUUGCUACCCACGUUUCACUCUCACAUUUCUUGUAGAUCUUUAUUUUUUCCAGUCCUGUAUGUACCUGUGUGCGCCAACUUGCAUCCACCCCGGGUAUUUUGAAGUGUUUGUUGUUUCUCCCCUUCCCCCCAAGACCGCCAUUGAUAAUUGACGCCAUCACGUGCAGUUCUCUGCUCAUUAGAGCGUGUCAGCCUAUUAAAUCGCAUUUGACAAACAAAAGCUACCCGACUGCCAUUCCUACCACAAGAAAAUGAACCCUCCCGUCUUGUUGUUAGCUGCGUUUGUGCUCAAGGUGUUGGUCUCGAGUCCCAGUGGUCAGGCCCAAACUACCGUGACAGACCUCAUAGGCAAUUUCCAGCGACUCCGGAAUAAGUCGUUCCUAACAGUCGCACCCUUCAGAAGUUACAUCCAAAGUUCCAUAGAAUAUUGUGCAGAAGCUUGCCUGAAUUCCACCUCCUGCUUGGCUUUUCGAUGGCAGCACGGUAUAACAUUGUUUACCAAUAUUUGCAACCUAUACGACAUGGUCGAAGAUCCCAUUAAUUCCAGUGACCAUGACUUGUACUUCAAGACUCUCCUCACCACCACUGUGCCCACCAUCAUACCAACAUCAGCACAUUCAACGCAACCGACAACCACUCAAGCAAAAUGUGUUUCUAUUGUGGGACCUGAAGUUUUGGCGGCUGUUACCAUAGCGACGACAGUCACCGGUUUUGUGCUUGGACUGAUAACAGGGGUGAUAACGAGCCAGCUGGUGCAGUGGUAUCGUUCUAAAGCCAAGGAGAACAGAAACUUAAGGCAAGCUGAUUUGGAAGAAGAAAACACUGACGAUGGGCAUUCUCUACCACUACCGCUCACGCGCACUGACCAGGCCGGAAAUGUCCAUGUCCACUAUGAUGUUCCAACAGAAGGCUUGUCUGUUCGUCGUCCGUCAAGUUGACCUUAUCUGGAACUUCAGCCUACAUCGUCUCGGUCUUAUGGAGAUGGCGACGAAGUGGAGAAUGUAGACCACAAGGGAAAUUCAGAUCCAGUCGGAAACUACGAGUUUGUUGACGACAGCCAGCUAACUUGACAGUCAGCCAACCAUUAGACAAACACUCCACUUCUUUGUUUGAUAUAUGUUUAUAUCAUUAUGCUAAGAAAACAAAUGCUGUGUUUCCAAUCGCGGCCCUGUAAGAAAUUAGCUGUUAGGUAACACUUAAAGGAUUAUGUUAUUUUUUAACACUUUUUUUAGCUUUCCCUCCAAUGAUCCAACAUAUACAGAUUGAGGAUUUUCAAAAUGCCUGAGGACACUGGCAUUUUCAACAUCAUAUCUCAAUAAUGAAGGCAUAGUCUCUACCAGACACCCGCCUGGCCAAAUAGGUGGCUUUGGUCAAAUUAGGAAUAGAAGCCUAGUAGGAGUUGAUUUGCCUAGGAGUGUUGGCCGGCCUGGCGGACUCCUCUGCCAUCCAACUCCUUUAGUGUGUUUUCUGUCUUAUUUGGCCAAUUUCUGCUAUUUUCCCCUCGACCUAUGGAGCCUGGUAAAGGCUACUAUUGUUAUAGAUUGACCUUAGGCGCGGUGUUAACAUCAAUGGAGCCUGUUUAUACUAUUUUGAUUUUUUUUCUAUUAAAACAGAAAUGAUGAGAAACGUACUAAACGACUUGUCCCACCAGGCACUUGCCCCAUACGCAUCGGUUCACCGGACAUGGUCACUGUAAUGUGAGAUAUGACAGUAAAUAUGAUCAACAAAAUACUAAAAUCAAGGUUGCAUGAUUUGGAGUAAAUAAGCACUCUUCUCACGAUUCCGGAGUUCAUAGAUCAAUUCAAUUAAUUUAGAAGUUGA
Branchiostoma floridae (Florida lancelet) is the source of this 2082-nucleotide messenger RNA. RefSeq lists its product as uncharacterized. Lineage: Eukaryota; Metazoa; Chordata; Leptocardii; Amphioxiformes; Branchiostomatidae. The transcript has 5 exons. The record is from RefSeq and is a predicted model, not a curated record. The coding region runs from base 513 to 1199 and encodes 228 amino acids.